AUUAUAUUCCGUAACUAAACUAAACUAAACUUAGACAUAUGUUCAUACUCAUGGCUCCCUCAAUAUUUCAACAUCAUCUUCUUCUUCUUGUUGUUCUUCUUACAAUCAUAAUAAUAAUAUCAUUUGCCUCUUCAACCCUUGGUUUAACCAGAGGCUCAUCAUUAUCUGUUGAAAACAAAGAUGACCUCGAAGUUUCACCAAACGGCCGUUUCACAGCCGGGUUUCAUCAAGCUGGAAAAAAUGCUUAUGUGUUUGCAGUGUGGUUCACCACAGCUCGCACUGUGGUCUGGAUGGCUAACCGAGACGCACCCGUAAACGGGAAGAAAUCAAAGCUGUCCCUAUGGAAAGAUGGCAAUCUUGUUCUCACUGAUGCCGGUCAGCGUAUCAUCUGGUCAACGCAUACCGAGUCAAAGUCAUCCUCUGUGGAACUAAAACUGAAACUGCUCAACACAGGUAACCUUGUACUUCAAGAUCAAAACCAGAUUGUGUGGCAAAGUUUCGAUAAUCCAAGUGACACCCUUCUUCCAAACCAACCCUUCACUAGAAAAACACAACUUGUUUCUUCUAGAAGCUCAACUAACUACUCGUCGGGUUACUACACGUUGCUUUUCGACAAUGAUAGUAUUCUACGACUCGUGUACAACAGUCCCGACACGACUUCACUUUACUGGCCCGAUCCCAGGUUAAGACCAUAUAAUGCUGGAAGAUUCGAAUACAUAGACGAUAGAACAGCAGUAUUCGACUCUUACGGACACUUCAACUCAACAGACGGGUUCAGCUUCGAUUCGGCUGAUUUUGGAUUGGGCCCGCAACGAAUGAUGCGGCUUGACACCGAUGGUAAUCUAAGACUUUAUAGUUUAAGUAGAGGAAUGAAAUGGGAAGUUCAAUGGCAGGCGAUUUCGCAUAUUUGUAGGAUUGAUGGUACGUGUGGACCGAAUAGUCUGUGUACUUAUUCGCGUGAUUCGGGAAAAAGAUGCAGUUGUUUACAUGGGUUCAAGAUGGUGAAUGUUCAAGAUUGGAGUCGCGGGUGUGAGCCUGAACAAUCGAAUGUGUGUAACAAAGAUAACGAUUGUGAUUUCCUGGAGCUUCCGUAUACGGAAUUCUACGGCUAUGAUAUUAGUUUACAUCGCAACACUACACUUGAUGCUUGCAAGAAGACCUGUUUGCAGGAUAAUAACUGCAAGGGGUUUAACUUUGCACAGGUAGCUGUGACCAGACCCUUUGGUUGUUUCUUAAAGUCUUCGUUGCAUAACGGGUAUCAAAUGGGGUACUUUUACGGUACUAUGUACAUCAAGUUACCAAAACAGUUGGUGUUGUCAUUUAAUCCUGCAAAAGCCAUCGGCCGAUCGAGCUACAACUGUCCACGACCUGUGGUGGUAACGCCGCUUGUAAGGUUGUACGAGAAAAAAAACAACACGAAGCCACUUGAGUUCAUGAUAGUGGUCGGGAUCACGAUUGGGUUCAUCGAAAUCCUCUGUAUAGUGUUUUUCUGGUAUUGUAGUAGUAAACAUUCGUCUACAACCGAGCAAAUGUACUUCCCAGUGUCAACGGGGUUUAGGCGAUUCACGUAUAGCGAGCUGAAGAAGGCGUCGCGUAAUUUCAGUGAAGAGAUCGGGAGAGGCGGUGCGUCGAUUGUGUAUAAAGCGCGGUUAAAAGACAACAGGAUUGCGGCCAUAAAGAAGCUUAAAAACAAUGGUGAACAAGGGGAAGACGAGUUUCAAGCGGAGAUAAGCACGAUCGGGAGGAUGAAUCACAUGAACCUGAUCGAGACGUGGGGGUAUUGCGCUGAAGGAAAGCACAGGCUGGUAGUUUACGAAUACAUGGAGAACGGAUCGUUAGCGAAUAACUUACGCCUCGAUAAACUCGAUUGGGCUACAAGAUUAAACAUUGUGAUAGGUACUGCAAAGGGGUUAGCGUAUUUGCACGAGGAGUGUUUGGAAUGGAUUCUCCAUUUUGACGUGAAGCCGCAUAACAUCCUGUUGGAUGGUAAAUACAACCCAAAGGUAGCCGACUUUGGUCUGUCGAAGCGGUGGGACAGAGGUGGUGGGGACAAAUGGGAUUUUUCCAUGGUGCGAGGGACUCGAGGUUAUAUGGCUCCGGAAUGGGUGUUGAAUCUUGCGAUUACUUCGAAAGUGGAUGUGUAUAGCUACGGCGUGGUGGUGUUGGAGAUGAUAACGGGACGGAGUCCCUGCAGUGAGAAUGGUGAGGGGCAGGGUGGGCUAGUUAGUUGGGUGCGAGAGAGAGUUAAAACGGAAUGUUGGGUUGAGGAAACGGUAAGUGGUUCGAUAAGAGGCGAGUAUGAUGGGAGUGUGAUGGAGAAACUAGUUGAGAUUGCAUUGCAGUGUGUUGAGGAAAAUAGUGAGGCAAGACCUACAAUGAGCCAGGUGGUUAAUAUGCUCCUUCAUAUGUAACUAACUUAGUAACUUUAGGAUGGGUUCUUCCUUUUUCCAUAUUAUGAAUAAAUAUAGAAUCCGACUUGAAGUGAAAUGAGAUAAUAGAAUGAAACACCUACAAUCCAUGUAUCAACAAUGGUGCUUUUGGCCACAAUUAAAACACUAUUUGGUUA
Helianthus annuus (common sunflower) is the source of this 2566-nucleotide messenger RNA. Its product is annotated as putative receptor protein kinase ZmPK1. The coding region runs from base 39 to 2411 and encodes 790 amino acids. Lineage: Eukaryota; Viridiplantae; Streptophyta; Magnoliopsida; Asterales; Asteraceae. The transcript has a single exon. Gene Ontology annotation, molecular function: protein serine/threonine kinase activity; ATP binding. The record is from RefSeq and is a predicted model, not a curated record. Gene Ontology annotation, biological process: recognition of pollen; protein phosphorylation.